GGAUCCUGGGGAGGGAUGUAGUGAGAAGCAACAACAAGAGGAGGUUGGUGGGUGCCUGGGAGGGAGGACAGCAGUGGUUGUAGGUGAGCAGCUGAACACACAUACAUUCACACUCCCAGCAUCAUGGCGGAAGCUAACAGCACACAGGAGGAAGGUGAGGAGGCAGGGAUCUCCAUGGUGGAGGUGCUGAAGGAGGAACAGGAGAGGGAGAUGGACGCCGCUGCUGUGCUGGGUGCUGGUGAUGACACCACCUGCACAUAUGACCAGGGAUAUGUCAAACGACAAGCAUUGUAUGCCUGCAUGACUUGCUGUCCUGCAGAUAAUGGCAGGUUAGCUGCUGUGUGCUUAGCUUGCAGCUAUCACUGUCAUGAAGACCAUGACCUUAUUGAGCUUUACACUAAAAGGAAUUUUCGCUGUGAUUGUGGCAACUCCAAGUUUCCUCAGAAUGCCUGCAAACUUUUGAAGGAUAAGCUACCUGAGAACCCUGAAAAUGAGUACAACCACAACUUUCGUGGAGCUUACUGCACGUGUCAGCGACCUUACCCAGACCCUGAAGACCCCACAGAUGAUGAGAUGAUCCAGUGUUGCUUCUGUGAAGACUGGUACCAUGGCAGGCAUCAGGGUGGUAAUGUUCCUCCUGGGGAUGAAUAUGCAGAGAUGAUUUGUGGAGAAUGCCUUCCCAAACACAAGUUUCUUUCUUAUUACAUGAGUCUUGCUGUUACCACGGUUAAAAGUGAAGCCAGUAAAGACCUGGUUGAGGUUGAAAAGUCUCCUAAUAAAAAUACCCAAAAUAAAGUACCAACUUCUCCAAAAGGAGAGAAACAAACAAUUGGGAAGAGUGCUGAAGACUGUAAAACAAUUACUCUCCUACAAGAAGAUAAAGAAAAGACGGAAAGUAAAUUUGCUGAGGAACCCACGAAAAAAAAUGAAAAAGCUGAAGUUAAUGGUUCUAAAGAAAACAAAAUAUCAAGAUGUAAACUGGAUGUCCUAACAAAACAAGAAUUACCCAGUGGUGCUGUAUUUUUACCAGAUCAGUGGAGAAAGCAACUCUGUACCUGUGAUGUUUGCAAGGCCAAGUACAGUGAUGAAGGUGUUCUCUUCCUGCUUGAUGAUGAGGACACUGUAGCAUUUUAUGAGGAGAGUGGCAAGUCUUGUAAUCAGAAUUACAGUGCUCCAGUGCAGAGAGAACUGGAAGCUCUAUCCUCUCUAGACCGUGUUACUCGCACAGAGAUGGUUCAUGAGUACAACACACUGAGUUUGUCACUACGAGAGUACCUUCGCAAGUUUGCAGAGAACAAGAAAGUAGUGCGUGAUCAAGAUAUUCAUGAAUUCUUCUCUCAGUUAGAAGCUAACAAGAAGCAACGUCCAGGCUCAAGUAUCCAGCUAUUUUGCAAGUGAAAUGCUGUGCACAAGGCACCUUUGUUGUAGUGGAUUUCAGAACAGUUGUAGUUUCUCCAUUAGUUUUGAAAUAGUUGCAUUUCAGUAUUUUCAUUUAGUUUCAGAGGUUUAAGGACAGUUUAAUGGGUAAGCUGCACUAUUAAAGGUUGCUCGAAUAUGGAUAAUUUUUAUGUCGAUUGAUUUUAACUUUUUCUUUACAAUACAAAGCCAAGAGAAAUUAUUGUAUGGUUAAGAGUACAUUGUACAUUUAGGAAAAUAAGUAUGUAAAGCUCAUCAAUAUAAUUAAUUAUUGUUUCACUGGAUUAGAUAAGUAUUUAAUAAUUCUUGGUUUACUGCAAGAGUAAGCUACAAACAGCAUAAGAAUUUAAAAAAAAUAAAACAGCUGUACAAAUUGCUUUUGAUAAUUACAUUUUUAAUAAAAAUUUAAUUGAAAAUUGACUUGCAAGUAAUGUUUGUACGAGUCUUUUUAACCAUUUUCACGACCCGUUGUAAUCCAACCAAAUAAUUUAAUGCUAUAGCAUUUUAUUUCAUAGGAAAUCAUUUACUUGGUGAGAUAAUGUAUUCCAGUGUGGCUUAUACAGGAUGAAUGUAUUCAUAUUGACAAUUUUUUGUACUGUGGAUACUUGGAGGAGUGUUAUGAAGGCAGGUUAACCCUGUUUAAAAUUUACUUUAGGUGUUCAAAUGGGAUCAUGAAAGGAGGGAACUCUCAGAAUAUAGGUAAAGUUACCAUUUUCUCACUGACAAAUGGUGCAGUGUGUAUUUAAAUACUAUAUAUUUUUUGUUUAUUAACUAUUUUUUUACUAUGAUUUCCUUCAUGUUAAAUGGGACUUAGCAUAAACGAUCAAGUAUUUAUUUCUGAAUAUAUAAUUUACACGAAAGUUUGAUUAUCUAAGAUAAUUGAUUGCAGAGAGAUUUCUGAAAAUCUGCCUUUCACAUAGUACAUGUAUUGAAACUUGAAUAUUAACCUUAUGCACAUAAAAUGUGUUCAUAUGAUUGAGUUAGUGUAUGUUUAAUAUGUAUGUGAAGUUUCACGUGUACAACAGAAGUAUGUACCGUAAGUAUUUUCUUUGAUAUCCACACACACUUUAAUUACUCUGUUGUCUUUGAUAAUCAAGACUAGACUGUUCUAUUUUUAUUGUCUCCAUGAUGUGUAACUUCGUGCAACUCCUCAGUACAUCAUAGGAUCUUCAUCUCACUUGGAGUAAAUAACAAACGAGUACAUUUUGCAUGCUUAUUAUAUGCCAAAAACAAGGCUUAAAUUGAAUUAUUAUUGUUAUUGAAAUCAUUAUAGAACUCUCAAUAAAGAAUUAAUAAAAUUUAAUUAAUUAAAUUUGUUUAGUUUUUACAAAUAUUUUUUUUUAAUUUUCAUGCCCAGUUUUGUUCUGGUGAAUAUUGAGAACAAGUAGCCCAGCUAGGUGAAAUGUCUUGUGUUUACACAUUUCUCCUUUUUGUUCUUUUAAUCAUUACAUAGUAAUUCAGUCAGCUGACCAUUUGUCACCUGCUGUUUCUCAUUGAGUAGUAUUUUAAAACUAGCUUAAUCUUUUUAAAAUAGAUUUUCAGCAAGUACAAAGUUCACUGGCUUUCAGAAAGCUGUCAGUGAUACUGUUCAACUGGGAUAUUUUAAGUAGUGCAUACUGCUGUGGUAAGGAUCACAUUAGUAUAUUGUACAAUUUCAUGAAAACAGAGUUUAAAAGUUUGUAAAAUAUAAACAGAGACAAUACA
Cherax quadricarinatus is the source of this 3120-nucleotide messenger RNA. RefSeq names its product putative E3 ubiquitin-protein ligase UBR7. NCBI's taxonomy places the organism in Eukaryota, Metazoa, Arthropoda, Malacostraca, Decapoda, Parastacidae. Gene Ontology annotation, molecular function: ubiquitin protein ligase activity; zinc ion binding. Gene Ontology annotation, cellular component: cytoplasm. The record is from RefSeq and is a predicted model, not a curated record.